AUGAUUCAUCCACGAUAUUACUCAUAUGAAUAUUAUGAAGAUAAUCCAAAUACAACGUCAAUAUGCUCAGAUGAUUCGUCUUUUAUUGAUAAUGGUGGAUUUAUUCCCCAAAUUCAAAGCUUUAAGAAUUUAGUGUCAUUGAAAUUCAACAAUACUGAACUCAACCAUUUGGAUGAACUUAUAUCACUUCCACUAACUCUAUUAGACGUUUCUAACAACCAAAUAAAUUCAUUAUCUCCAUUGAUUCAUCUUACUACACUUAAAUUUCUUAAUGCAUCAUCAAACCCUAUUUUAUUUAUCCCUCCCUUACCAGAGCUUAAAUCACUUUGUCUUGUCAAUUGUCCAUUAGAAGAUAACAAACAAACAAUAAGAUCGCUCUAUAAAAUGACAACAUUAACAUGCCUAGAACUUCCACGUUCUACUCAUACAAAGUUAGUAGAUCCAAGACAAGCUCUUCAAAGGACACGUUUUCAAAGAAGAAGAGGAAAAUUAUUUAAAACACAAAAAGAGUAUUAUGAAAGAAUUAAUAAUACACCUGCACCAUUACUAGAAUUGAUGGAACAGUUAGAAGACUAG
Messenger RNA from Entamoeba histolytica HM-1:IMSS, 576 nucleotides. RefSeq lists its product as uncharacterized. The record is from RefSeq and is a predicted model, not a curated record. NCBI's taxonomy places the organism in Eukaryota, Evosea, Mastigamoebida, Endamoebidae. Gene Ontology annotation, molecular function: protein binding. The transcript has 3 exons. The coding region runs from base 1 to 576 and encodes 191 amino acids.